This is a messenger RNA of Cryptomeria japonica (Japanese cedar), 2459 nucleotides long. Its product is annotated as L-type lectin-domain containing receptor kinase S.4-like. Bases 6 to 2000 code for a protein of 664 amino acids. Gene Ontology annotation, molecular function: protein kinase activity; ATP binding; carbohydrate binding. Gene Ontology annotation, cellular component: plasma membrane. Gene Ontology annotation, biological process: protein phosphorylation. NCBI's taxonomy places the organism in Eukaryota, Viridiplantae, Streptophyta, Pinopsida, Cupressales, Cupressaceae. The transcript has a single exon. The record is from RefSeq and is a predicted model, not a curated record.
UCGCAAUGGAACGCGUGAGUGUGGUCCUUAUACUUUUCGCCCUACCUCCCUUGCUUAUUGCCCAAGGCCAUUUUAGUUUUCACUUCGCCCAAUUCAAUUCAUCGACCAUUGAAUUGCUUGGGGAUGCUUCAGUGCAAUCCAAUGCCAUCUGUCUUAAUCAUCCAUCCCAAUUCAGUAUCGGCCGUGCUUUUUAUCGACACCAAGUGCGUAUGAAAGAUCGUGGGUUUAUGAAAUCUACUUUGUCUUUCAGCACAACUUUUGUUUUUAGCAUUGUUCCUCCUUCAGAUUCAGUAACCGGUCAUGGGCUGGCGUUUCUAAUGACGCCCCACAAAUCUCCAGAGGGGUUUUUAGCAAGUCAGUAUCUUGGAUUGAUUAGCAAUUUAUCAACUAUGGGAGAGGCAUCUAAUCAUCUGUUUGCAGUCGAGUUUGACACAGUAAAGAACGAGGAAUUUGACGACAUCAACGACAAUCACGUUGGUGUGGAUCUCAAUGACCUCAGAUCAGAAAGCUCUAAACCUGUGGGCUACUGGAUUGGUAACAGCCAGUUCCGAAAUGUAGAUCUCAAAAAAGGGCAGAAUAUUCAAGCUUGGAUUGAUUAUGACAAUCUUCAAAACGAGCUCAGUGUCACCAUUACGGAGGCUGGUUUAAACCGUCCAGAAAAACCACUGAUACGCAUAAAGAAUAUGUCUCCGUCCAACAUUUUUGAGGAAGAAAUGUACGUUGGUUUCUCAGCUGCUACGGGAACCAUUUUUGAUGAGACUUAUAUCCUCGCCUGGAGCUUUGCUACAAACGGACCCGCCCCGUUCCUUAAUACAUCUAGUCUUCCAUCGUUUGUACACAGAAAAUUCAAGAGCUCAAAUUCUACACUAAUAGCCGGCAUAAGCACAGCUUGCGUCGUCCUCCUCCUGUUAGUUGUGGUAGCAUCACUUGUUUGGUUGAAGAGAAACCGGUACAGAGAUAGCAUCGAAGAAUGGGAGAAGGAAUACUGGCCUCACAGGUUUAACUACAAAGACUUACAUAUUGCAACAAAUGGCUUCGGAGAAGAAGAACUUUUAGGGUCCGGAGGCUUCGGCCGGGUCUACAGAGGAGUACUUCCCACAAAUGGCCUCCAAGUGGCUGUGAAAUGUAUUCUUAGAGAAACCUACGAUGGAUUGAAAGAAUUCAUAGCAGAGAUCUCCAGUCUUGGUCGCCUUCAACAUCGAAGUCUUGUGCAAAUCAGAGGCUUCUGCAGGCUGGGCAAAAGGCUAUUCAUAGUUUAUGACUGCAUGCCAAAUGGGAGCCUAGACAAGAUGAUUUUUGGAAACCCAGAGAAGAGGCUCGACUGGGAUCACAGAUACAGAGUCCUCAAAGAUGUCGCUGCGGGGUUGUUGUAUCUUCACGAAGGGUGGGAGCAAUGCGUAGUGCACAGAGACAUCAAGUCCAGCAACGUUUUGCUGGACUCGGAGCUCAAUGGAAAGCUAGGGGAUUUUGGACUUGCCCGUCUGUACGAGCAUAACCAAAAGUCGCAAACCACUCGAGUAGUUGGAACACUGGGGUACAUCGCACCGGAGCUGAUACAGACAGGUAAGGCCAGCCCGGCCACAGAUGUUUUCAGCUUUGGUAUCUUUAUGUUGGAGGUUGCAUGCGGAAGGAGACCCGUCGAUCCCUCUCUCCAACCUGCUCAAAUAGUUUUGGUGGACUGGGUGAGAGAGCGUCAUGCCAGUGGCAGUCUCAUGGAUGCAGCCGACCCGAAUCUUGUGGGACAAUAUGUUGAAGCUGAGAUGGAGAGAGUACUUAAACUGGGACUGCUCAGUUCUAAUCCUCAGUCCGAAGGCAGGCUUGGCAUGAGACAAGUUUUGCAAAUACUCGAAGAAAAAUCUCCAAUACCAGGUUCUGUUAAUCUAUUUGAUUUGGAAUUGAGUGGACCCAGUAGCACUUGGCAGUCUCCUCCAUAUUUCAGUCACAGCAAUGAUACUUCCAUUUCCAUGCCUCUUGACAGACAACAGACUCUGCACAACUAGGUCAAACAUCAGCCUUCUAAUACUCGUUAGCUGACUGUGGCAGUAUGUAUAAGAUGGACCUUUGUGUUCUGUGUUUACCCUGCUUGUUGAUAGCUGACAUAUGUUAGGGAUUCAAGUUGGCGUUUAGACUUAGGGAUACAGGUAUUUGUUCCAUACUCCAUAAUUGGAGCUUAGUAUAGCUUGUAAUGGCGGCAUUUACUCACUCCUUUGGAGAUCGUUGGUUUCAAACUGAAUAUCAUAAUUUUUAAUUGUAAUCCAAGCAGGUCCGGAUGCUUAUUGCUCCCAAUAUGUUCAAACCUCUUAGGGCAUAGUCAGUUGUCUGACCGGCAGCAACUGAAUGGUUGUCUAAGUAAAAGUAGAUGGUUUGAAUCCUAUAUCUCAGUCAGUCUCCCCAUAUCUAGUUCAAAUAUAUUGAGAAGAGACAGAAUUAUAUUGAUUUGUAACUAGAAUUAAUAUAAC